AAUCAUACCAUUUGCAGAUUUUGAGUUUAGACUGCUAUGCUUUCUCAUAUGAUUUUUUCGUUCGACUUGAAGCGUGGUGGGGUGAGAGCAAAGUGUCACUGUCAAACGACUCUAACCUAACCUAACAUUUGGGGGAAGCGAAACACGUUUGCUUGACUGUGGAUAUUUUUUGUAUUAGCCUCACAUUAAAUUUAAGAAUUGUGUGUAGUAGUGAAAAUUUUAUACAAUGAAUAGUGAACAAGUGGCAAAAUAUCAAAGUGGUUUACUGUGCUUGAUUGUGGGGUUAUUAAAAAGAAAGCAAUCGAGACGUAAUAAAGUUAAACGAACUUUAUGGAGUAGGAAAUGGCUUCUGAGAAGAGACGAAGGCCGUGGACUUGGGUGUAUGGUACUUAAAGAAUUAAAAUAUGAAGAUCCCGUUAGUUUUAAAAAUUUUACAAGAAUGAGCAUCGCUACAUUUGAAAAAUUGUUGACCAAAAUUGAACCCCAUAUUUCUAGACAUGACACAAUGUUACGUGAAAGUAUUAGUGCCAGAGUCCGGCUUCUAUUGACUUUAAGAUUUCUUGCGACUGGGGAAAGGUACAUAAAUCUGCACUAUAGUUUUAGAAUAUCUGUACCAAGCAUCUCUCUUAUUAUACCAGAAACGGUGGCAGCUGUUUAUAAGGUCUUAAAAGAUGAAUAUCUUGUGACACCCACCACAUCCUCCGAAUGGAAGAAAAUAAGUGAUGAAUUUUACAAAUUAUGGAACUUUCCGAAUUGUUUGGGAGCUUUGGAUGGAAAACAUAUAGCUUUCCGGGCAACAAAAAAAGAUGGCUCUUUUUACUACAACUAUAAAGGGUUUCAUUCGAUUGUUCUAAUGGCACUGGUAGAUGCUCAGUAUAAUUUUACUUAUGUUGAUGUCGGAUGUAAUGGAAGAGUUAGUGAUGGUGGUGUAUUUUCUAAUAGUACAUUGUAUACAGCAAUUGAACAAAAUGCUUUAAAUUUCCCUAAUGAUGAAAAACUUCCUCAGAGUAACGUGGAAGUCCCAUACGUAAUUGUAACUGAUGAAGCUUUCAGACUAACCAAACGAAUGAUGAAGCCUUGGGGUCAACGUUCGUCAAUUUCAGAAAAGAUCUUCAAUUAUCGCCUUAGUCGUGCACGGCGAGUUGUUGAAAAUGCGUUUGGAAUUCUAGCUAACAGAUUUCAAAUUUUACAAAGGGAUAUUAACUUAUCAGUUGAUAAAGUUCAGGAUAUUACUUUGACGUGUUGCGUUCUGCAUAACUACAUUAAAAAAAACGACGGAAAAAGUUAUCUUCAAGGUAUAGAUCACGAAAAUACUGAAUCUGUUAAUAUAACAAAUGGUAGUUGGAGAGAAGAAGUUUUCUCAACAAGUUUACAAGCAUGUACGGUUAAUCGAUCUCCAAAUGAUGCAAUGAAGAUCAGGUCAAUUUUCACCAAAUAUUUUAAUAAAGAAGGAUUUGUGCCGUGGCAAUGGGAAGCAGUAAAAAAAUUUAAUUUUUAAGUGAAUUUAUUAUACAUCAUUUAUCUCGAUGCCAAUCUUUUUACGUUGAAUAAACUGUUUUUUAAAAUGGU
Zophobas morio is the source of this 1569-nucleotide messenger RNA. Its product is annotated as putative nuclease HARBI1. The transcript is spliced from 4 exons. The record is from RefSeq and is a predicted model, not a curated record. The coding region runs from base 227 to 1498 and encodes 423 amino acids. Lineage: Eukaryota; Metazoa; Arthropoda; Insecta; Coleoptera; Tenebrionidae.